AUGUCGUGGUUAAUUAAGUUUGGUUUAGGCGUAGUGAGUUUUGGUUCCUUCGUUUACGUAGUAGUCAUUGUUUUAGAACUAGUAAAGAAUCAGCCAUGGCUGAAUUUUUUAUAUUAUCUUUCAUAUAUUAAAUUAGCCUCAACCCUCACAAAAUACACGCCUCAGGCCUACUUGAACUGCAGGCGGAAGUCUACCGAAGGCUGGAGUAUCGUGUUAGUGUUGAUGGACGUGACAGGUGGAUUUCUUAGUAUUGGUCAGAUUCUUCUUGUGGAAUACAACUACAAUGUCUGGAAGUCUAUAUUUGGUAACUUUGCAAAAUUUGGACUAGGGGUCGUAUCAGUUUCAUAUGAUGUCCUGUUUAUGAUUCAACACUACUGCUUGUACAGGGAGAAUUCUGAAGAAGAAUAUCACCGUCUACCCGAAGGAGGACAUGAAACUGUCGAGCUCAGAACACCUAAAACAUAA
Limulus polyphemus (Atlantic horseshoe crab) is the source of this 465-nucleotide messenger RNA. Its product is annotated as cystinosin homolog. Bases 1 to 465 code for a protein of 154 amino acids. Gene Ontology annotation, molecular function: L-cystine transmembrane transporter activity. The record is from RefSeq and is a predicted model, not a curated record. NCBI's taxonomy places the organism in Eukaryota, Metazoa, Arthropoda, Merostomata, Xiphosura, Limulidae. Gene Ontology annotation, biological process: L-cystine transport. Gene Ontology annotation, cellular component: lysosomal membrane. The transcript has a single exon.